AUGGACACGGACGUACGCUACACAUUUCUAGACGCUCUCGAUCACCUACCGUCAGACCUGAUACGAAGCCUGUGGACUAUACAGGGACUGGAGCUGCGCGAAGAUUCUGAUCGCACUUUUGCUGAUCAAGAAUCUGUCAAAGAAGCCCAAAACAUUCAAAGAGAGAUAUUACGGCAUCAUGAAUGGAUGACAUUCCAAACCCAGGAAAUGCAGGAAAUGGCCGACAUUCAAGCCCGGUAUCAGGCACACGAGGGCACUUUGGAGGUAAAAUCAAAAUCUGCCAAGACCCAGACCAAGUCCCAACCCAAAGAACCUUUGAAAAUUAAGAUAAAUCUUAAACCGAGUCAUUCAAGCGAACCAGUCUACUGCGUAUGUCGCGAGGUCUCAUAUGGCGCAAUGAUUGCGUGUGAUAAUCUAAAAUGCCCUACAGAGUGGUUCCAUUAUACAUGUGUAGGACUAACUGGCGCUCCCAAUGGUAAGUGGUAUUGUAGCGAAAGGUGCCACCGACAAGCAAACAAGAAAAAAUUUAUGAACCUAUGA
Lachancea nothofagi CBS 11611 is the source of this 540-nucleotide messenger RNA. The record is from the annotation of a GenBank genome assembly. NCBI's taxonomy places the organism in Eukaryota, Fungi, Ascomycota, Saccharomycetes, Saccharomycetales, Saccharomycetaceae.